CCUCAGAUUCAGCGAGCUGCCAAAGCAUCUCUUUUCUGAAACAUAUAAAAUGUUACCAAUUUUUCCAAUUCUUGGCCAAGUUUUGGCAGCAAUUGCGCUUUGGCCUGUGUUCGCCUUUAUUACGGUGAUUAACGAACUCCUUCGUUUACUCGUCUCCUUGGCGCUGCUCUUUUCCAGAGUAUCAUUGGACCCGGAUGGCUUCGACAAUAUCUUUUAUAUCCAACACUUGAGUAACCGAGUAGUCGUUGCAGCUCUUUAUUCCAAUCAAUGCUUAACCUCGGCCGAUUUGGGGCACGAUUAUGACAAAUUUCGCGAAUGCAUCUUUAACAAACGAGACGCCAAAGGAGGCUUAGUUUACGGGAAACUACGCCGCACCGCUGUUACCCGGUUUGGGUAUGGAUGCCACCGCAAUGAUGCCGAACAUUUUCAACUGGCGAAUCACGUAAAAUUCUAUUCGGAAACGACCCCUAGAAAUGGCGACUUUUUUACGGAGGACGAAUUUUCUUCAAUAAUCUGCCUUCAAAUUAUUGGGAUUGGGUAUGGUGAAAACUUUACGGUCAGUGGGCUAAGUCAAUGCCUCGAACAAGAUGAGCUGGAAGAACUUUUAGAUGAUUUAGUUUGCCCGUUACAGACUGAUGAGUAAAUAAAUUAUAACUCUACAAUAUUAGUUAAAGUAUUCAUUGAUAUUUUUAGUGAAUUUGUUAAUACAUAUGCUGUACAUAAAUGAU
This is a messenger RNA of Folsomia candida, 728 nucleotides long. RefSeq lists its product as uncharacterized. Lineage: Eukaryota; Metazoa; Arthropoda; Collembola; Entomobryomorpha; Isotomidae. Bases 50 to 643 code for a protein of 197 amino acids. The record is from RefSeq and is a predicted model, not a curated record. The transcript is spliced from 3 exons.